GUGGCGUGCGGCCGCCGCAGCGAGCGCCGGCGGCAGCGGGCUCGGCGCGGCUCGACACCGCACGGCUCGGCUCCUCGCUUCUCGCUUCGGUACCGCUCGCCUCGGCACCCCGCUUCUGCUCCCGCACCAGCUCGCCAUGCCGGGCGCUUCCGCGGCGCCACCGGCACGGAGCUCCUGAGCGGACGGCGUUGGCGUGUGCGCGGGGGACCGCGGCUCCGGUGCCCGAACCCGCCCGCCCGCCGCCGGGGCAUCCCGGCGGCCGCUGCCCGCAUGAGCGCGGCGGGCUCCUGAGGCGCACGGCCGGCCGCCGUCGGGGCGCGGCGCGGCGGGCGUAGGGGCCGGCGCGGCCAUGGGGGCUCUCCCGGCGCUGCUGGGGGCCGCCUUGCUCUGGGCCGGCGCCGGGGCCCUCGUCAACCUCAAGUACUCGGUGGAGGAGGAGCAGCGGGCCGGCACGGUGAUCGCCAACGUCGCCAAGGACGCCCGGGACGCCGGUUUCGUCCUGGACCCCCGGCAGCCCGCCGCCUUCCGGGUGGUCUCCAACUCAGCCCCCCACUUGGUGGACAUCAGCCCCGGGUCCGGGCUGCUGGUGACCAAGCAGAAGAUCGACAGGGACUUGCUAUGCCGACAGAGCCCCAAGUGUGUAAUCUCGCUGGAGGUGAUGUCCAGCUCCAUGGAGAUCUGCGUGAUCAAGCUGGAGAUCAAGGACCUAAACGACAAUGCGCCCAGCUUCCCCACCGACCAGAUCGAGCUGGAGAUCUCGGAGACGGCCAGCCCUGGCACCCGGGUGCCACUGGAGAGUGCCUAUGACCCGGACUCGGGCAGCUUUGGUGUGCAGAGCUAUGAAAUCACCCCCAAUGACCUCUUUGGGCUGGAGACCAAGACACGAGGUGAUGGGUCCCGUUUUGCUGAGCUGGUGGUGGAGAAGAGCCUGGACCGUGAGACCCAGUCCCACUACAGCUACGUGAUCACGGCGCUGGAUGGUGGUGACCCGCCCAACUUUGGCACAGUGGAGCUCAGCAUCCGCGUCAUCGACUCCAAUGACAACAACCCGCUCUUUGAGGAGCCAGCCUACACCGUCAGUGUGCCUGAAAAUGCCCCACCUGGGACGCCAGUCAUCCGCCUCAAUGCCUCUGACCCGGACGAGGGCACCAACGGUCAGGUCCUCUACUCUUUCCACAGCUACGUCUCUGACCGGGCCCGGGAGCUCUUCCAAAUCGACCCCCAGAGUGGCCUCAUCACGGUGAGCGGUGCAAUCGACUAUGAGGAAGGUCACGUCUAUGAGCUGGACGUGCAGGCCAAGGACUUGGGGCCUAACUCCAUCCCUGCCCAUUGCAAAGUGACCAUUAGCAUCCAGGACGCCAACGACAACCCGCCCCUCAUCAACCUGCUCUCUGUCAACAGUGAGCUGGUGGAGGUGAGCGAGAACGCCCCGCCGGGGUACGUCAUCGCCCUGGUGCGGGUCUCGGAUCGCGACUCCGGGGCCAACGGGCGGGUGCAGUGCAAGCUCCUGGGCAAUGUGCCUUUCCGACUCCAGGAGUAUGAGAGCUUCUCCACCAUCCUGGUGGAUGGGCGGCUGGACCGGGAGCAGAGGGACCAGUACAACCUCACCAUCCAGGCUAGGGAUAAUGGCAUCCCUUCCCUGCAGGCCACCAAAUCCUUCACUGUCAAGAUCACCGAUGAGAAUGACAACCAUCCCCACUUCUCCAAGCCCUAUUACCAAGUCAUUGUGCAGGAGAACAACACCCCAGGGGCCUACCUCCUCUCUGUCUCAGCCAGAGAUCCUGACCUGGGCCUCAAUGGCAGCGUGUCCUACCAGAUCGUGCCCUCCCAAGUCAGGGACAUGCCUGUUUUCACAUAUGUCUCCAUCAACCCCAACUCUGGAGAUAUCUAUGCUUUGAGGUCCUUCAACCAUGAACAGACCAAGGCCUUUGAGUUCAAGGUCUUGGCAAAAGAUGGGGGUAAUCCCUCUCUGCAGAGCAAUGCCACUGUCAGGGUGAUUGUCCUGGACGUCAAUGACAACACACCAGUGAUCACGGCCCCACCGCUGGUCAAUGGGACGGCGGAGGUGUACAUCCCCAGGAACGCGGGGGUUGGCUACCUGGUGACAGUGGUCAAGGCAGAUGACUAUGAUGAGGGUGAAAAUGGCAGACUUUCCUAUGAAAUGGUGGAAGGAGACAGAGGAUUCUUUGAGAUCGACCAGGUCAAUGGAGAGAUAAGGACCACCAGAGCCUUUGGGGAGAACGCCAAAACAGCCUAUGAGCUCAUUGUGGUGGCUCAUGACCAUGGGAAAACAUCUCUCUCGGCUUCUGCCUUGAUUUUGAUAUACCUGUCUCCGGCCCUGGAUGCCCAAGAGUCCAUAGGAUCUGUUAACCUCUCCUUGAUUUUCAUUAUUGCCCUGGGGUCUAUUGCAGCCAUUCUUUUUGUCACCAUGAUCUUUGUGGCAGUCAAGUGCAAAAGGGAUAACAAGGAAAUCAGGACCUACAACUGCAGAAUCGCGGAGUACUCCUACGGGCAUCAGAAGAAAUCAAGCAAGAAGAAGAAAAUCAGCAAGAACGACAUCCGCCUGGUACCGCGGGACGUGGAGGAGACGGAUAAAAUGAACGUUGUGAGCUGCUCCUCUCUCACUUCCUCCCUCAACUACUUCGACUACCACCAGCAGACCCUGCCGCUGGGCUGCCGCCGCUCCGAGAGCACCUUCCUCAACGUGGAGAGCCAGAACAACAGGAACGCCGGCUCCAACCACAUCUACCACCACACCUUCACAGGGCAGAGCCCCCAGCAGCCCGACCUCAUCAUCAACGGGAUGCCGCUGCCGGAGACUGAAAACUACUCCUUUGAUUCCAACUACGUGAACAGCAGAGCUCAUUUAAUAAAAAGCAGCUCCACGUUCAAGGACUUGGAGGGGAACAGUCUGAAGGACAGUGGCCAUGAGGAGAGUGACCAGACGGACAGUGAGCAUGACGUGCAGCGAGGCCUCUACUGCGACACGGCCGUCAACGAUGUGCUGAACACCAGCGUCCCCUCCAUGGGCUCCCAGGGCCCCGAGCAAGAGCAGAGCGAGGGGUUCCACUGCCGGGAGGAGUGCCGCAUCCUGGGCCACUCGGACAGGUGCUGGAUGCCGCGUGGCGCCAUGCCCAGCCGCGCCAAGUCCCCCGAGCACGGCAGGAACGUCAUCGCCCUCUCCAUCGAGGCCACGGCGGUGGAUGCGGAGCCUUACGCAGACUGCAGCACAAAAAGGACCUUCGCCACCUUCGGCAAGGAGGGCGGCGAGCCCCUGGCCGAGGAGCGGCUCGCCAACCCCAAGGGCAAAAGAACGGUGGACUCGGCCGCCUGCAGCCCCAAGGUGAGCGGUGCCGUCCGCGAGGCCGGCAACGGCUGCGAGGCCGUCAGCCCCGUCACCUCGCCCCUGCACCUGAAGAGCCCCUUGUCCGGCAAGCCGGCGGCGCCCUACGGUGCCGGGCACUGCGCCGGCAGCCGGGAACGGGAGCCCUUUGGGAACAGUGGCCCGUCCCGGCCCAUGGAGGCAGAGCCCCGGGGGGCAGACAGCGAGAGCAGCGGGCAGGAGGGCAACCUGCUCCUGCAGGAGCGCCGGGAAAAGGACUCACCCAGCGUCCGAAAACUAAAGGACAUCGUCCUUUGAGCAGCACUCGGGAGGGAGUAGGAUGGGGAUAAGGGAGCACACAACUCCCAGCUUAGAUUGUUUUUAUCGCUUACCAAUGGUUCACAAAUUGCUGUAUUUAAAAGCUUUCCCUAAAUGUAUUGUUUAUAAAUGAAGCUGUUGUUAAUGUGACAAUCCCACGUGUCUCGACAGGCAGCAGGGGUGUGCAGCCAGAGCUGAGGAGCCGGUGUUUGGCUUUUGCCGGGAGGCGGCGGGUGGCAGGGGCAGAGGCCAGACCCACCCCAGCCCUCAGAAACCCUCGGUAUCCCCUCCUCGGAGUUUAUAUAUUUUUAUAUCUCAAAACGAAGAUAAAUUUCCAUUCUUGGAGAGAAUUGAGUGGCAAAUUCCUUAUUCAGACAUCUUUAGUAACCACCCCGGCGGUUUUGUAGUCUGGACAAAGUCGCGGCUGUUUGUUGUGUGGGACUGUUCAAAGUGGCAGUCGGGUGAGUUUCAGUUCAAAUUCACCCAGCACGAGGUUGUUUGUAUUUUAAGGUGUUGAUGUUUUGCUAUGGACACCCCUGCAUUUAUGAAUCCUUUUGCUGUCACAUACUUACCUGUACUAUUAUUGUAUUUGAUAUUGCAAAUUACUGUAUGUCUAGUGAUGGCAAAAGGCUUUCAGGCUUAAAAAAAAAAGAAUAAAAAAAUGUAAAUCACAAUCAUCUUACUUAAACUUUGGGGAACCUGCAGUUCGGAGCAAGCGCUUCUUCCAGCCCCUACCAUUGCCUGCAGCCUCCCCGGGCUCCUGCAGGAAAAUGACAGGGCAUUAUGGGAAGACUUUUUGGGAAAAUCCUGCCUGGAUUGCAAUUGUCGGAUGCACUGUGCUGAACUUUUCCCCUUACCCGUUUCUUUUGCAUAAUUUCAAGGCAAUGCAUGGAGAGAUUUUUUUCCAGAAGUUGGUUAUUUUGGUUUUUUUCCAGUUCCCAGAUUUAGAUAUCCCUCGCCUCCAGUCAUUUCCAAGUCAAAGAGAUGGAAUUAUUUUAAGAGAUCUAAAUUACCUUCUCAAUUAGACAUACACACUUCCAAGUCAGCGUUUCCUAGCCAUGAUUACACCAAGAGUGUGUAUGUAGGUAUGACAUCAUGGCAUGGAUUUUAGACUGUUCCAAUUUCUUUCUAUCCCUGCAUCAUAAAUAAGUACGGAAUGAGCAAUAGUGAUGUUAAUUUAGGGGCAGACAGGUGAUAUGUAACAACGCUACUAAUUCAAUUAAUGUGCCUUCUUAAUGGGGAAAAAAUUAAAGCAAUUCUUUAUUUUUUCUCAUAAUUAAGGACUUUUUUGUGUGGGUACAAAUCUACUCAUAUAAAAUUGAUUUGAAAAUUGAGCUACUUUAAUAGCCAUUUUGUAGAAGGGAGAGAGGGAAGGGAUUCCACAGCUCUCGGCUCUCUUGCAGUGAUGAUUCCUCAGUGAGGUACGAGUAAGGUAGGAGGAUUUCAUUUAGUGUUUUUUUAUUAUUAUUAUUGCUAUUAUUAUUAACCCUUCACUGAACAGAUUUUUCCUACCCUCAGUAAUGUUUCCUAGAAUUUUAAAUUGAUUAUGGAAGGAAAAAUAUAUAGCUCUUGCCAACGUUUGCUGUACCAGCAAGUUGAAAUUAGUGGUUUCUAGAGAAAGAGACUUUUUAGGUCUACGUAUCAUGAUAAAGUAUUUGUUAUUUGAUUUAUUUAAAUGAAGAGCAACAAGAAAACAAGUUCCAGUUGUUAUUAUCCUCAAAAUAAGAUUAAACUCCAGCCAUUUAUUUCUUCAGGGCAGAUUGUUCUUGCCUGAAGCCACAGCUGGUUUGAGACAGGUCCAGAGUCAGCCUGUUCCCCCUGCCACUUGCUAGGGCCAGGAAUUGGGAAAGAAUCAACAAAAAAACAGUUGUCUAAUGAAAUUUGUGAUGCUUCCCUCACUGGUGUGAUGACUACCUCAUUCAGCUCCCAUCCCAUGCAUUAACAUCAUGUCCUGCAUCCCUCUAGAAAGCAAACUGGGGGUUUUACCCCCUCUGCUACGUUCUGAGCCCAUUUUCCAGGGAUAUGUUGUUUCUGUUCCUACUGUGUUUCCUACCUGUGUACUGUUACCACUGUCAUUUUUUUCUGUGUUUUUUUUUUCCCCAAAUGUGUGUUUUAUUAUAACACAAGCGAAGAGGAGAGGGGCUGGCUUGGGGCUGUUGGAGUAACCAUGUGUUCUGUAGCUGUUAAGCUGAGUUUAUUCUGAUGUUACCUGGUUUUGACAGCUCUAGGAGGUUUUUUGUGUGGGGAGGAACUUCUCCCAUGUGUUUGCUGAGAGACAGUGCCUGUGAUGCCCCAUCUGUCAGAUGAACUUGGCUUCACAGGACAAUGGCUCCAUGUGGCCCCAUCAUCACCCCACACCUCUGCCAGGAGGGGACCCACCUUCCCCAUGGCCCGUUGGGUGGGAAGUGCGGGUGCCCCCCAGGUGCCCCAUCAUCGUUCCCAGCUGCCCAGAAAAGUGCUGGCCCUUAAUUCCUGCCGAGCGUUGCCCCCUGCCUGCGGAGCUGCCACCACCAGCCUGGUGUUUCGGAUGAAAAAUAGAUGCUAACUGAAAAGGAAGAGAGGAAAAAAAAAAAAAAAGAAAAAAAAGAAAAAAUAGAAACAUUUCUCUAAUUUACCCAGAGGAAACGUUCCUUGCCACUCUGAAUAAAAGCACAGCCGAGAAAGAAUGUGAAAUAAUUCUGUAUUAAAAGGGGGCAUUAAAGAGGUCAGUAAACCCUUAUGCCUCCAAGAAAAUCAUUUAAGCACCAGUUUUCUGGGCUGACCCGGUCUGCAGCGGGGGAUGUAAGCAAGGGGCCCUUCCCUGGUACGGCCUUCCUGUGUGGGGCCAAGGGGAGACCCAGAGAGCAGCCCCGGCUUUGCUGCCUUGGCCCUCUCCAGAAUAUUUUGGUACUCCUGUCACUGUCCCUCUGUGUCACUUGAGAUGAGUUCAGGCUCCUGGGCAAAUCGCAGUCUCUUUUUUUUUUUCCUACUUGCAUCGAAACUGGACAUGCAAAAAAUGUUCUGAGCUGCAGGGUGGGCAGGAAGGCUUUUUGGAAGGGUUCCGGAUGUAAUUAUUGUGCUUUUUAAUAACUUAAACCUGUCCUCAGAUUUGGUUUAGGAAAAAUCGCUGGGAUCUGUUGGUUUCCUUCAGGCAGACUUGCUCUGCUCCCCUGUUUAUCCAGGAGAGCAGCAAGCACCGACGAUUCUCCCCCGAGCAUGACGAGGACCCCAUCUGGAGCAGCUUUGGGGCUGGGGGCCAGGGGCUGAGCUCUUCCCUGCUCCCUUGGGAGCCCCUGGCCGUUCCCACCCUCGAGGCUGCAGGGCUGUGCUGGGAGGGAUGGUGGAGGGCUGAAGGGCACAACUGAUGGCUGGAAAAAUCCCCCCCUCCCAAGCACUGUUUACUGAGGUUGUUGCCGUUCCCUGUUUGUUGUGAGCUGGAGGUGGCCUGUGAAUCACACUUUGUGCAAAAGUGCAUUCCUUUUUCUUUUUUUUUUUAAUUUUUAUCCCUCCAAACAGGAAACGAGUUUGCUUUUGUGAAGAACACACUGUCUGACGAGUAUGUUGAAAUUAUUCUUGGAGGCGGGAGGGGGGGGAGAAGAAAAAAACAAAAAAAAUCCUAAUUUUGAAUGGAAACACAUUUGUCUGUCAUUGGGGAAAUUUGAUGGUCUUGUUGCUACAGCUGCUUUUGCAGCUAUGGGUAGUCUCUGAUCCGACCUGUGAGCUGCGGUACCUGCUGGGGAGAAGCCCGGCCGCCCCCGCUGCAAGCUCUGCUGAGGCUGAGACGGAGCCCUCGCUGGCGUCAGCUGAUGUUCAGCUGAUCCAAGCCGGGGGAGAGUCUGCAGACACCCCUGACAAACUGGCUCUCAGCAGCACCUCCCCCGGCAGCCCGGCGGCCGCGGGGCUCAGCGCGGUACGUCUCGUCAUGGUGUCUCCGUUGCCGAGUAUAUGAAGAAUAAAUUGUUGUAUAUGCUGAUAUGUAUGUUAUGUACAUUUUCACAGUGAUUGAAUCAUUGUAAACAGCAAAAUGGAAAAAGGCAAAAAAAAAAAAUCACCAUUCUGUCUAUUUUAUGAAGAUGAUAAAGCAGCUUUAUUAAAUUAUUAUGAUUCUGUUUCCAAAUGGUGUACCUGCCACAUUGGGAUUUUUUCAUCUGAUGAGAACUUUGUUUUCCACCUAAAUGUGAUUUUCUUUUCUCUGCUUUGAGCAUCUAAUGCAUUUUAGUAUUAAAGCAAUUAUUGAAUAAAAUGGAAAGUAAGUGUUUGGUUAAA
Prinia subflava (tawny-flanked prinia) is the source of this 7885-nucleotide messenger RNA. RefSeq names its product protocadherin 19 (gene PCDH19). The record is from RefSeq and is a predicted model, not a curated record. The transcript is spliced from 5 exons. Gene Ontology annotation, cellular component: plasma membrane. Gene Ontology annotation, biological process: homophilic cell-cell adhesion. NCBI's taxonomy places the organism in Eukaryota, Metazoa, Chordata, Aves, Passeriformes, Cisticolidae. Gene Ontology annotation, molecular function: calcium ion binding. Bases 350 to 3640 code for a protein of 1096 amino acids.